Nestor notabilis (Kea) is the source of this 3533-nucleotide messenger RNA. It is a transcript of the gene LOXHD1, whose product is annotated as lipoxygenase homology domains 1. The record is from RefSeq and is a predicted model, not a curated record. The annotation marks the transcript as partial. The transcript has 22 exons. Gene Ontology annotation, molecular function: protein binding. NCBI's taxonomy places the organism in Eukaryota, Metazoa, Chordata, Aves, Psittaciformes, Psittacidae.
AUGGCUUGACAAAAAUGAGGAUGAUGGUCAGAUUGUCCGAGAACUAGUGCCUGCUGGGGAGUCACCAAUGCUAAAAAAUGUCAGUUAUCACAUCAGCGUGAAGACAGGAGAUGUCCCUGGUGCCAGCUCAGACUCCAAAGUUUUCAUCAAACUCUACGGUGAAAAAGCAGACUCCAGCAAAGAGACUCUCUUAGUCUCUGAUAAUGAUCUAGGCAAUUAUUUUGAACGUGGUCGAGUGGAUGAGUUUACUAUAGAUACGAUGGACAUUGGGAAGAUCAACAGAAUACUGAUUGGACACGAUAACGUGGGUCUUCGGUGUGGCUGGUUCCUGGCCAGUGUCCAGAUCACAGUUCCGGUCCAGGGAAGGCAAUAUAUGUUCCCCUGCAACAGAUGGCUCGACAAAGAUGAGGCUGAUGGCAGGGUGGAGGUGGAGGUCUACCCAAGUGAGAUUUUGCCUAUUGAGAAAUUGAUAAACUACGAGGUGUCUGUAGUUACUGGAGACGUGCGGGCCGCAGGCACCAAUGCCAAAGUUUUCAUGCAGAUUUACGGCGAGACUGGCAAAACUGAACUGAUCUUCUUAGAAAACAGAUCAAACAACUUUGAGCGGGGAGCCACAGAUGUCUUCAAGAGAGAGGCUGCAGAUGUUGGCAAGAUAUAUAAGAUUCGGAUAGGCCAUGAUGGGAAAGGCAUUGGGGAUGGCUGGUUCCUGGAGAGCAUCACGCUGAAGCGGCUUGCCACAAAGACAAAGGACUCUGAUAAAAAGAAGAAGAAGAAAAAGAAGAAGUCGGAGGAGGAGGAAGAAGAGGAGAACAAGGGAGAAGUAAUGGAUGUCUAUACGUUUGUGGCACACCGCUGGUUGGCCAAAGACGAAGGAGAUAAGGAGCUUGUGGUGGAGCUGGUGCCUGAUGGAGAAUCUGCCCUGGAGGAGAAUACGUAUGAAGUCCAUGUUCUCACUGGGAUUGUGUGGGGGGCUGGGACGGACGCUAAUGUCUUCUUGAGCAUCUAUGGCAUAGGAAGAGGAGACACGGGUGAGCGCCAACUGAAAAGGUCGAAUAAUCUCAACAAGUUUGAGAAGGGACAGGUGGAUGUGUUCACCAUCAAAGCCAUUGACCUGGGUGAGCUGAAGAAGCUGCGUAUCCGCCACGAUAACUCAGGAACCAGACCAAGCUGGUUCCUGGAGAGGGUAGAGAUUGUUGACCUCAAGGAGAGCAUCACGUAUUAUUUUCCAUGCCAGCGGUGGUUAGCAGUUGAGGAAGAUGACGGUCAGAUUGUCAGGGAGCUGGUCCCAGUGGAUGAAGCAUUUGUAAAGAAAGAUUCGGAAAAUGAAGGCCAGUCUCUUGCAACGCUGGGCCUGGAACAGAAAGCUAAAUCAACAACAUACACUGUGAAAGUGAAAACCGGGGACAAGAAGAAUGCUGGGACAGAUGCCAAUGUCUUCAUCACACUCUAUGGAAGUAAAGAUGAUACAGGGAUAGUCAGCCUAAAGGCCUCAAAGAUUAACAAGAACAAAUUUGAGCGGGGGAAGGUAGAUGAGUUCACAGUGGAGUCUGUGGACAUUGGAGACCUGAAAAAAAUCAAGAUAGGCCAUGACAAUAAAGGUAAUUCAACUGGCUGGUUUCUGGAAUGGGUGGAAAUUGAUGCCCCAUCACUGGGGCAGUGCCUCAAGUUCCCUUGUGGCCGUUGGCUGGAUAAAUCGGAGGAUGAUGGAGCUGUUGAGAGAAUUAUCUUCCCUGCAGAACUGCAGACAACAGAGUAUAUCCCAUUUGUUCCUUACGAGAUCACGGUAUACACCAGUGAUAUCUUCGGAGCCGGCACAGAUGCAGAUGUCUUCAUUGUUCUCUAUGGAAGUGAUGGGAUCUGCACUCAGCAGAAAUCCCUGUGCCUCAACAAGAGAGAGCAAAGAAUGUAUUUUGAAAGGAACUCGGUCAAUCAGUUCAUUGUUGAGCUGGAGGAUGUUGGUGACAUUAUUGAAAAGAUCCGCAUAGGACACAAAGGCGGAGGAGUGAACUCCGGAUGGCAUUUGGACCGUGUUGCUAUUCGGAGAUUGUUGUCAAAUGGAAAGGGCUCAGAAACUGUCACAUUUCCAUGUGAAAGAUGGCUUGCAAAAUCUGAGGAUGAUGGAGAGAUUGUCAGAGAACUGGUACCAUCUGAAAUUUUUACUGAAAAACUCAUGAAGGAUGGGACACUUAAGCAGAUAGAGGAAGAAGUUGAAGACCCAUUAGAAGUUCACACCUACAAGAUCAGCGUGUUCACUGGAGAUAUCUAUGGUGCUGGGACAGAUGCUAAUGUUUUCCUAAAUGUCUAUGGAGAUCUGGGAGACACAGGAGAGAGAAAACUCAGCAAAUCUGAAACAAACUUCAACAAGUUUGAAAGAGGACAGGAGGACACGUUUACUAUACAGGCUGUGGACCUUGGCAUUCUGUACAAGAUCAAGAUUCGUCACGACAACAGCAUGUUCAGUCCUGACUGGUUCCUGGAUAAAGUAGAGAUCCUGGAUGAGACCACAGAGGAGUCAUUCAUGUUCCUGUGUGAGCGCUGGCUCUCUAAAAAGAAAGAGGACAAAAAGAUAGAGCGUACGCUUUAUGAACAGAGCUAUGAUGGAGAGCGGAACAGCCUGAAUGGCUCAUCUCUCAGCCUGUCGAGUCAGGAUAGCAGUGGAAACCCGAAGGAGACGAAAAAAUCCAGCUUGGUCAAGGCAGCAGAAGAAGGAUCAUUGAUCCCAUACCACAUAACUGUGACGACCGGCACUGAGUACGACUCCAGCACCGACAGCCGAGUGUAUAUCAUCAUCAUGGGUCCUCAGAAAGUGCAGACUGAGAGGCUGUGGUUGGAUCUCCCAGAAGGAAAAGACGAGUUUGCAGACGGCUCUGUAGAAAAAUUCUCUGUUUGGGGCCUAGAUGUUGGGGAGAUCAAAAAAGUGGAGGUGGGGCAUGACGGCGCUACCCCUGAGAGCUGCUGGCUGGUGGAAGAGCUCAACAUCGUCGUGCCCACCAAGGGUGUCAUGUAUAACUUUGUCUGUAAGUGCUGGCUGGCCAGAGACAAAGGUGAUGGGCUCACCUCAAGAAUCCUCAACAUUCUGGAUGCGGACUGUGUUAACAUUGGCGUCAAGGUCCUCUACGAAGUCACAGUUGUGACUGGAGAUAUUGAAGGUGGUGGUACUGAUGCCAGCAUUUUCAUGACUGUCUUUGGAUCUAAUGGGAACACCGAGGAGAUGCCACUGGAGAAAAAUGGAGACAGGUUUGAGCGAGGCCAAGAAGACAGUUUCAUUAUGGAGAUUGCCGACAUCGCACCCCUCAGGAAGAUGAGGAUCCGGACAGAUGGGAAGGGGACUCGCCCGCACUGGUACCUGGAAAGGCUCAUCCUGAAGAACCUGACUAACCAAGAAGUGGCCACCUUUACCUAUGGUGAAUGGCUGUCAAAGCUGAAAAAUGCCAGGGGAAGUCUUGUGUGUGAGAUGCCUGCUGUCAUAAAUGAUGAGCAGAUGAUGGAGGACACAACAUACACUCUUCAGGUUAAAACCAGUGACAUUGGAG